Molecule: messenger RNA, 942 nt
Organism: Diutina rugosa
Lineage: Eukaryota; Fungi; Ascomycota; Pichiomycetes; Serinales; Debaryomycetaceae
Gene: DIM1
Product: putative dimethyladenosine transferase
Exons: 1
Coding region: 1-942 (313 amino acids)
Biological process (GO): rRNA methylation
Cellular component (GO): mitochondrial matrix
Molecular function (GO): rRNA (adenine-N6,N6-)-dimethyltransferase activity
Source: RefSeq, a predicted model, not a curated record
AUGCCGAAAGCGAGCAAACCCAAGCUCCACCAGCAGCUGACACCGCAGGUGCAGGCAGACAAGAUCAACCUGGUGUUCAAGUUCAACACCGAUCUCGGCCAGCACAUUCUCAAAAACCCGCUCGUGGCCCAGGGGAUCGUCGAUAAGGCCCAGAUCAAGCCGCUGGAUGUGGUGCUUGAAGUGGGGCCGGGGACGGGUAACUUGACGGUGCGGAUUUUAGAACAGGCCCGCAAGGUGGUGGCGGUGGAAAUGGACCCGCGGAUGGCGGCGGAGUUGACGAAGCGGGUCCACGGCACCCUGGGGGAGAAGAAGUUAGAGAUUCUCUUGGGCGACUUUAUGAAGACGGAGCUCCCCUACUUCGACGUGUGCAUCUCCAACACCCCGUACCAGAUUCUGUCGCCGUUAGUGUUCAAAUUGCUCAACCAGCCGCGGCCGCCCCGGGUGCUGAUCCUCAUGUUCCAGCGAGAGUUUGCCUUGCGGCUCUUGGCGCGCCCGGGGGACCUGUUGUACUGCCGGUUGCUGGCCAACGUCCAGAUGUGGGCCAACGUCACCCACAUCAUGAAGGUGGGCAAGAACAACUUCCGCCCGCCGCCGAAGGUGGAGUCGCUGGUGGUGCGGAUCGAAGUGAAGAACCCGCGCCCCAACGUCGACUUCAACGAGUGGGACGGGUUGUUGCGGGUGUGCUUUGUCCGGAAAAACAAGACGGUGGCCGCCGGGUUCAAGCUGCUGAACGUGUUAGAGAUUUUGACGAAAAACUACCAGACGUUGCGGGCGUUGCUGGGGGAGAUGGUCACCGACGACGCCGAGGCCGAGGUCAAGCGGUUGGUGGAGCAGGUGCUCACCGAGACCGGGUUUGGCGAGCAGCGGGCGGCGAAGAUGGAUCAGACCGACUUCCUCAAGUUGCUCUACGCGUUUCACCAGGUGGGGAUCCACUUUGCCUAG